Messenger RNA from Coffea eugenioides, 4416 nucleotides. RefSeq names its product DExH-box ATP-dependent RNA helicase DExH3-like. The record is from RefSeq and is a predicted model, not a curated record. Gene Ontology annotation, molecular function: ATP binding; RNA binding. Gene Ontology annotation, cellular component: nucleus; intracellular anatomical structure. The transcript is spliced from 19 exons. Bases 202 to 3810 code for a protein of 1202 amino acids. Lineage: Eukaryota; Viridiplantae; Streptophyta; Magnoliopsida; Gentianales; Rubiaceae.
CAGAGCCAGCCAACAACUGCCUGUAACCACCUGCUUCCCUCCUCAAUCCUCAAAUCCCCCCCUCUCCCACCUCCCUUAAACCCUAAGGGGCCUAAAACCCACAACAGUGAUAUUAAUCAGCUCAAAUUCUCAAUGGAAACUACUCUGAAGAUUAUCAGCCCUUAAAAAUUAAAACUUUGUAGAGUGUUUAGUCACUUUACCAUGCCUAGUUAUUCUCCAUUUUUAGUUCGUGGUCUAAGACUCAAGGCCAUCCCACUUCUGACCAAACCCAUGUCUUCUUUCCACUUAAUCAAUCGUAGGUGCCAUUUUUAUUCUCAAAAUCCUAUUCUGUUGCGCCGUCGUCUCGUGCCUCAAAACCACAGCUUCAGGGCUGGCUUGGUCUUAACUAGUUGCACUUGCUCUGCCUCCAGCUCUUCUUCUUCCGGCUCUGUUGUGGUGAAGCGGAUUAGGAAAGAUGGUUAUUCUUCUUCUUUUUCAAUUCCCCCACCUUAUUUUUAUCAGCAGAGUGCGGGAUACGGGAGGUUUGCUUAUGAUGAGUAUGCUUCAGAGGAGGAUGAUUACGAGUCUGAUCGCGGAAAUGGGUCUAGAGAAAUGUGUGCUUCAACCCUUGACAAUAUUGAAGAAUGGAGGAGGAAGCUUACCAGGCUUAUGCACAAUGAAGAUCAACAAGAACUGGUAUCAAGGGAGAGGAAAGAUCGACGAGAUUUUGAGCACCUCUCAGUCCUGGCAACAAGAAUGGGCUUAUAUAGUCGUCAGUACUCCAAAGUAAUUGCCUUCAGCAAAGUCCCAUUGCCUAAUUACAGAUCAGACCUUGAUGACAAGCGACCACAGAGGGAGGUGGUAUUGCCAUCUGGGUUGGUAGGUCGAGUUGACACUUAUUUAAAAGCAUACCUUUCUAGAAAGGCCAAGAAUAAGGAAACCUUUGGACACAGUUCCCUUCCAAGGAGCAGUGACAAGCUUUCAGCUAAUGAUGAUCUUUCAGAGUGUCAGGAGUCCCCUACACGAAGUGUUGUUUCUGAGAGAAUUCUCCAGCGACGUAGCUUGGACAUGCGUAAUAGACAACAGGAUUGGCAGGAAUCUUCUGAAGGCCAAAAGAUGCAAGAGUUUCGAAGGAGUCUGCCUGCUUAUAAAGAAAAAGAGGCACUGCUACAUGCCAUUUCCAGAAAUCAGGUGGUAGUUGUGUCUGGUGAAACUGGUUGUGGUAAAACCACACAAUUGCCUCAGUACAUUUUAGAAUCUGAGACUGAAGCAAGUCGUGGGGCUUUUUGCAGUAUUAUUUGUACCCAGCCUAGACGAAUCUCUGCAAUGGCUGUUGCUGAAAGAGUUGCUGCAGAAAGAGGGGAGAAUUUAGGAGACUCUGUUGGUUAUAAAGUUAGGCUUGAGGGAAUGAAAGGAAGAGAUACUCGCCUUCUGUUUUGCACUACUGGCAUUCUUUUGAGGAGACUACUUGUUGACAGAAAUCUGCAAGGUGUUACUCAUGUUAUUGUGGAUGAGAUUCAUGAACGUGGAAUGAAUGAAGAUUUUCUUUUAAUUGUCCUGAAGGAUCUUCUUCCUCGUCGACCAGAACUGCGAUUGGUAUUGAUGAGUGCAACUCUUAAUGCGGAGCUCUUUUCCUCCUACUUUGGUGGUGCUCCAAUGAUCCAUAUUCCAGGUUUUACCUACCCAGUUCGCAGUCAUUUUCUGGAAAACAUAUUGGAAACAAUUGGGUAUAGAUUAACUCCUUAUAAUCAAAUUGAUAAUUAUGGCCAAGACAAGAUGUGGAAAAUGCAGAAGCAGGCUCUUAGGAAAAGAAAAACGCAAAUUGCUUCUGCUGUGGAGGAUGCUCUUGACGCUGCAGACUUUAAGAAAUAUAGUCCUCGGACUCGGGAGUCACUAUCUUGUUGGAAUCCUGAUUCUAUUGGAUUCAAUCUUAUUGAGCAUGUACUUUGCCACAUAUGUCAAAGAGAAAGGCCUGGUGCCAUUUUGGUUUUUAUGACUGGUUGGGAUGAUAUUAAUGCUCUAAAGGAUCAACUUGAAGCACAUCCACUUUUGGGUGAUCCAAGCAGAGUUUUGCUACUUGCUUGCCAUGGUUCCAUGGCCAGUGCUGAACAGAAAUUGAUUUUCAAUAAACCUGAAGGCGCAGUGAGGAAGAUAGUGCUGGCUACCAACAUGGCAGAAACAAGUAUUACCAUUAAUGAUGUUGUUUUUGUUGUGGACUGUGGUAAAGCAAAGGAGACAUCUUAUGAUGCGCUGAACAACACUCCAUGUUUGCUUCCAACUUGGAUUUCACAGGCUGCUGCUCGGCAAAGGAGAGGAAGAGCUGGGCGUGUUCAACCUGGCGAGUGUUACCAUCUGUAUCCUAGAUGUGUACAUGAUGCCUUUUCAGAUUAUCAAAUGCCAGAACUUCUUAGAACUCCGUUGCAGUCAUUGUGCUUACAAAUUAAAAGUUUAAAACUUGGGAGCAUAUCAGAGUUCCUGUCUAAAGCUCUACAGCCACCAGAGCUACUUUCUGUUCAAAAUGCUAUCGAAUAUCUUAAGAUUAUUGGAGCUUUAGAUGAGGAUGAGAAUCUUACUAUGCUAGGGAAAAACUUGUCAAUGCUUCCAGUGGAGCCGAAGUUAGGGAAAAUGCUCAUCUUAGGGUCUAUUUUCAACUGUCUAGGUCCAAUAUUGACAGUUGUUGCUGGUUUGAGCGUUAGAGAUCCAUUUUUGAUGCCAUUUGACAAGAAGGAUCUUGCUGAGUCUGCUAAAGCCCAGUUUUCUGCCCGUGAAUUCAGUGAUCAUCUUGCCCUUGUCCGGGCUUUUGAAGGUUGGAAAGAAGCUGAAAAAGAACAAUCUGGAUAUGAGUACUGUUGGAGAAAUUUUCUUUCUGCACAGACCUUGAAAGCAAUUGAUUCCCUUCGGAAGCAGUUCUUUCAUCUCCUCAAGGAUAUUGGUCUUCUUGAUGACAUUGAAAGUUGCAACCAGUGGAGCCAUGAUCAGCAUCUCAUUCGAGCAGUUAUCUGUGCCGGUCUCUUCCCUGGAAUUUGCUCUAUUGUGAACAAGGAGAAGUCAGUUUCUCUCAAAACAAUGGAGGAUGGUCAAGUGCUUUUGCACUCUAAUUCCGUGAACUCCCAAGAACCCAAGAUCCCAUAUCCAUGGUUAGUUUUCAAUGAAAAAGUGAAGGUGAAUGCAGUAUUUUUGCGAGAUUCAACUGGUGUGUCUGAUUCUGCGGUUAUCUUAUUUGGAGGGAAUGUCUCUCAAGGGGGGCUAGAUGGACACUUGAAAAUGUUGGGAGGGUACUUGGAGUUCUUCAUGAAACCUACUUUAGCAAGUAUAUAUGUAAGCCUAAAGAAAGAGCUUGAUGAACUCAUUCAGAAAAAGCUUCUAGAUCCUAAGCUUGAUAUAAGCAGUCAUGAUGAUCUCUUAUCAGUAGUGAGAUUCCUCGUCUCACAGGACCAAUGUGAAGGUAGAUUUGUCUUUGGCCGCCAGAUGCCAACAUCCUUGCAAAAGGCCAAAAUUGGAGAACAAACUGGCACGCUAAGUGUGGGUGGUGGACAUAAUUCAAAAUCUCAGCUUCAGACAUUGCUUGCCAGGGCAGGACACCAGCCACCGAUGUACAAAACAAAGCAACUGAAGAAUAACAAGUUCCGAUCCAGUGUCAUGUUCAGUGGACUGGACUUUGUUGGUCAGCCUCGUGGUAGCAAAAAAGACGCAGAAAAAGAUGCUGCUGCUGAGGCUCUGCAGUGGUUGACUGGUGAAUCCCAAUCAACCCACGAUACAAUUGAUAAUAUGUCUGCCAUUCUAAAGAAAAGCAAGAAGAAACAGCAUCUUGAUGUUGCAAGGUGGAGGUAAUCAAUCCGAAGACUUGAAAGGAUGUUACCUAUCUUUGUUUCCACCAAGAGGUGCUCUUGCUUCCAGUAUCGUUGGUUUCUGGUGAACUGCAAGUUGGAAAAUCUUCAAGGAGAAGAUUUUUAGUUUGCAGAGGAUAAAUGCUGAUCUCAAGAUUGUACAAAGUCCUUGUAGAGGAAAGAGUCACCAGUUGGUGCUGGAAUUGGCCAUUCCACCACAGCCAAUUGAUUGACGGAGGUAGCUACACAAAUUGCUGGCGUUGACUGCUCAAGGCCUAUUAAUCUGAAACUACUAUGGCAUCAGCAACAGGUGGUGCCCGCUGUAUAUAUACUUGGUCUCAAAAGGGAAGCCCUGAUUAGUGUAGCGACCUCUUAUGGAUACUACUACUUUUGAUUCUUUGGAGAGGUAAAACAGUGUAUAUCCCGCCUAAAAAGGAAGAUUUGGAGGGACGGGGAUAUAUUGGGAUGCGGAAGGCAGGGAUUCGUCCCGGAAAACUGAGAGUUUGGCCUUCUUGUCCAUGUAUUGCUUAAACUCAGUUUUACGGGACUUCAGUUUCCGGGACUUCUCUUUUACGUAAUAGAAUUAUAACAAGUAUUUUGCAUGUUAUUA